Molecule: messenger RNA, 1275 nt
Organism: Closterium sp. Naga37s-1
Lineage: Eukaryota; Viridiplantae; Streptophyta; Zygnematophyceae; Desmidiales; Closteriaceae
Source: the annotation of a GenBank genome assembly
AUGGCUGUAGCUGAGCCGGCUGUAGCAGUCUGUGCAGCUACAGCCACUGGAGUUCCACCCAUUCUUGUUGCUGCUAUAGAAGCUACAGCUGCUGCUAUGGCUGCUGCAGCUUCUUCCCGCAUUGUACCCGCUGCACCUGGCCCUGCCGCCCCUCCUGCUACAGCCGGCCCAGGCUUCCAUCCUGCUACAGCCGGCCCUGGUUUCCCUCCUGCUACGGCCGGCCCUGCCGCCCCUCCUGCUACAGCCGGCCCAGGCUUCCCUCCUGCUACAGAUGGCCCUGCCUUUCCUCCCGCUACAGCUGCUGAUUGCACUCCCAGCCUGCCAACCGCUACAGCCGUGACAGGGGCAGGAAUUUCUUUAUCUCCCUCUGAGGGCUGUCCUUUGACUGUUGACGGCUGGACUCCAGUGGGAGCUGUAGCAGGGGCAGAAACACGGGCAGGAGUAGGGGCAGGAGCACGGGCAGGAGUAGGGGCAGAAACACGGGCAGGUGUAGGGGCAGAAACACGGGCAGGCACAGGGGCAGAAACAAGGGCAGGCACAGGUGCAGAAUCACGGGCAAGCGUAAGGGCAGGAGAAGGAGUAGAUGCAGAUGCACUUGCACUUGAAGAAGCAGCAGCGGGAGGGGUGGCGGCAGUAGGGGGAGGGGUGGGUGAUUUGGCUGCUGCUGUUGCUGCAGGGGAGGCAGUGGUCGGCGCUGACGCUGCUGCUGCUGCUGCUGCUGCUGCUGCUGCUGCUGCUGCUGCUGCUGCUGCUGCUGCUGCUGCUGCUGCUGCUGCUGCUGCUGCUGCUACUGGCACUGCUGUUGCUCCUGCUGCAACGGUUUGGUGGGAGGCAGGGGGAGAGGUGGAGGCUGGGAGAGAGAGGAAGGCUGGGGACGAGGGGGCGGCAGGGGAAGAGGCGGGGGCUGUUGUGGGAGAGGAUGAAGGCGGAGUGGGGGCAGCGGGGGGCCCUGCUGCGUCACGUGCAUGUACAACCUUCUCUGCACCCUUGUUCUUUUCAGUCACGCCAUGCUCGCUUGCCUUCGCGUUUCCACCUUGGUUCCCCUCCUUCCCGCUCCCACCCUCCAUGUUCCCCGUGGCACUCGCGCCUGCUUUCGUGUUCGCCUCCCCUUCCGCACUCAUGUCUCCUUUCGCGCGCGCGUCUACUUUCGCGCUCGCGUCGCCUUUCGCGCUCGCGUCGCCUUUCGCGCGCGCGUCGCUAACGUCUCUCUUUGGAUCCACGCUCACGCUAACACUAGCGCCCCGUACGUUCUCCUUCGCGUCGCCGCCGCGCUGA